GGCUUGUCGGAGUUGGGCGCUCUGGGCAGCGCCCUCGCUGACCUCAAGUACACCCCGCCGUCGCCCUGGCUCCGGCGGGCGCUGGCGGCGGCGGGUACGGCAGCCCUCGCCGCCGCCGCCGCAGACACGGGCAUGGUCGCACUGCCCUCAACCGCCGCCGCCGUUGAUGCCAUUGCUCCCAGUGCGCUAUCCGACCAGACGUCGCCAACUUCCCAAAAUGGCCUUCCCCAACCGCCGCCGCCGCCGCCGCAGCAACAGCAGCAACAGCGCCAACAGAGCAGGGGAACUUGUAGCUCGGAUCCGCUUCCGGGGCAACUGUCGUACCUCUUGUGGCGCUGGGGGGCUGUGGCCGCUGCCAUGGAUGAUGCCGAUGCCAAUGGCGCUGCCGCCGCCGCCAACGGCUCGACGGCGGGAGACGUCGCCGCUGCCGUCGAACGGUUUGCGGGUCAAAUGGCGGCGGCAACGGCGCCGCUGCUGGUCCGCAUGGGACCGUUACAGCUUGUCCGCUGUGCGGAGGGUAUGGCAUUGUUGCAGCAGCUGCUGAAGCGCUUGAAAGCGGCGGCUGGCGUCUCCCGGAGCAGCGUUGGUGCUGAAAGCUUUGGUAGCGGUGGUGGCAUCCCGGGAGCAGCUGUGGUGCAGCACCGAGAGACGCUGUUGACUGCUGCGUUGGGGCUGGCGGCGGGUGAGCCGCAAGCGGUGCAGAGGCUGGUGCAGCAGCAGCAGCAGCAAGAGCAGAAGGUUGAGCCGAAUGCUGUCUCCGGCGGACGACAGGGCUCCUCCGCUCCGCCGAGUAGCACAGGAAGGGGUCUCGCGUUGGGUACCGACCAGCGACCGCCGCAAAGGGGCGUGACAGGCCUUGCAGGCGGGUCGGACUUGGCGGUAGCGGAGGCCGUGCAGCUGCGGCAGCAGCAGCAGCAGCAGCAGCAGCAAAGAGGGGCGUUGCACCUCCUGGAGAGGCCUACUGCACCCCUGUACGGCACAGCAACUGCUGGCAACGAAGCAGCUCCUUCCGCUCCUUCUGCCUGCCAUCGUCCUGCCAUCCGAGCUGGUGAUGCUACUGGUGCUGCAGCAGCAGCCACGUCAGCAGCAUCCAUCUCCGCACGAAGCAAGCUUUCGAGCCGCAGGUCCUCGCCUCUGGACUUCACCCCCUGGUGGCAGGAGCUCGAGCGUGCUACGGCCAACGUGCUUGUAGUACGCCCACAGCCUCCUCCUUCUUCGCCCCAAGGAACCAUGGCGGCCGCUUCAGCGGCGACGAAGCGACCCAUGGGUCGUUCCUCUUCAGACCCGCCUUCCCCGCCGCAGUUGAGUCCGUACAACCUCUCCGUGACGCUGCGUUGCAUGGCUGCCGCAGGCUACGUUCCCAGCACCGCUUGGCUUCAGCGCUACUGCCAACACACUCAACCACUGCUGCCCUCGUACAAGCCCGUUGACCUCGCCGCGUCUCUUUGGGCCUUUGCAAACAUGCGCCUGGCGAACCGCGAGGUCUUCGACACAGGCGGCGCCGCCGCCGCCGCUGCCGACGCUCACAGCGGCAGACGCAACCAAGGCGUUGGGCAAACUGCCUCAGCCGGCAAACGUCACAAAGGAGGGUCCGCCUCAGCAGCACCCGCAGCGCUUGCCUCAGCGCCGAGGGCUCUGGCGGGCUGGCUCGGGGCCGCAACACUCGCGCUGGGCUUGAUGUUGCAUCAGUGCAAGGGCAACGACCUGCAGAACUGCCUGUGGGCUCUGGGUUCCCUGGACUUCACGCCGUCGCCUGGGUGGUUGGUACGGUAUGAGCGGGCGACGUACAAGCGGUUGCCGUACUUGGACAGUCCGGCGCUGUUGUACAGUUUGUGGGCGUUUGCCAGGUUCGGCUACGCGCCUUCUGGGGAGUACAUGGAAGCUAUGAUGGAGGCGCUCCGUCCAAGGCUGCUCGGCACACCGCCCAGCUCCCCACCGCCCGCUGCUCCGGCUGCUGCAACCCCAGCUGGCACCGCUACACCCGCCACAUGCCCCUUCCCACCUCCGCAACCUCCGCUGCCGCCACCGCCGCACCAUCAGCAGCCACAGCAGCUCCCUGCUCCUCCAACUGCACCCGCACCCGCUGCCGCCCUCAUCCCCCCCGCCGCGGGCCCCUCCCAGGAGCUGCUGGACGGCCAGUCUCUGGCGCUGCUGCUGCACUCGCUGUCUCAGCUUGACUACCUGCCGGGCGAGCAGUGGCUGCGGGAGUACCUGCAGGCGGUGCUGCGGGCCCUCCCUGCCGCCAGCGCCCUGGGCCUCACCAUCACCAUGAGGGCCAUUGCGACACUGCAGAUCUACCCCACUCCCGCCUGGCUAGAUGUCAUGCUGGAGGCCGCACGCCGCCGACUGCCGUACUUCUCGCAACAGCAGCUGGAGGCGCUGCUGUCGGCGCUGGCAGAUCUGGAUGCUGUCGUACGACCCAGCCCUGCCGUACUGCGUACCUUUUUGUGGGGCUGCCUGUCGGCGGCGCCGGAUAACCGGAAGAUCGCGGCGUUUUACCGCAUGCUCAAUGAGCCGCCGGAUGCUGCGGCCACGGCUGUGGCAACGGCGUCGGUGGCGGAGGCUGUAGCGGCGGCGGCAGAGGGAGAGGAAUCGCCAAUGAUGGAGCAGCAGGAGCUUGGAAAUGGAGGUCAGACGCCACCGCUGCCGCUGCUGCAGCAGCAGCCACUGCAGCAGCAGUUGCAGACGGAGGCGCCAACGCGAGCUCGGGAGCGCUUGCAGUCUCGUACCGGGGUACGGGCUAGUUUGUGGAAGAAGAGGCCAGUUUAGGCAAGACGCAAUAAUACAGGAGCGCCCGCUUGGAUGUCAUCAGCGGCGGCGGCACUGUCAGAGUUGUGCAGGGGUAUGUUGUGACGCUUGACGAGAUACCGAUACCGGGCUGUAGUUGAUACAUGCAGGGGCUGUGGUAGUUUGUAGCUGUGGAAAGGCAAUUGGAGAAGCCCCCCAGGCGGUGUUUGCAUGUUUUGUCAGCAUGUUUUGGAACCGUUAGGACGCGUAGAACCGGUAUGCGCAGUGUCCUAUCAAUGGACCUGGACUUGGAGCGCGUGAUUAAACGAAAUAACACCCUAUAUGAUUGGGUAUGCUGCUUUUGCACCGGGUGCCUACAGCAGCGAUCUCGGCUGUCGUAGUCUGGAUGGAAGUGUCAGGCGGGUAGGAUUGCAGGGGUACGUGGUUGGCGGGGUUUGAGUGGUUGGGUACGGAUCAUGCAGGUGUCUUGACUCAUGAAGACUAAUUGACAAUCAACUAAGAAAUUAUGAAGUUAGCUAGGUCGGCUAGGGUUGGCCGCAGAUUGAUGGUGUGAAAUUAAGCAACUGCUGGUGAGCAUCGGUGCAGCCAUCGCGCUGGAAUUGCUUCUGCCGGGCAUCGGCUUACAAUCGGGUCCGGCAAGGCGCCUACGAGUUCUUAUGCAUGCCCACAUCAUGCCAUGAUUGGCCUUGCCAUGUUUGCGUUGGGGUUUCGCAGUUAUUAUGCACAUGUGCCUAUGCCUGCGGAGCACAUGUGUGAGGCAGAUGCCUUCGUGUGGGGUGAGUGCGUGAUGCUGUGCACGUGCAUGUUUAAGGUUAGGGAAGCGGGCAUGCCCUGCAUGUUCUUAUUUGCCAUACAAUGAUUUAAAAAACAGGGCGGUGUGGGAGCUGCAGAGGAAGGGCGAAGCGGUGGGUUGCAUUGUCGUGUGAGCCUGGGAGGGGUCGCCAACAAAAUUAUUCUGCUAGGUGACCUCGAAAACGAGGGUCAGAUUGCAGCACAUGUGGAUGUUUCAGAUAUACCGGUAAACGCCGAUGGCUGGGUUGUGGAGGCCCCAUGCAGCUCAUAUGUACAACGCAGUGCGCUG
Molecule: messenger RNA, 3829 nt
Organism: Astrephomene gubernaculifera
Lineage: Eukaryota; Viridiplantae; Chlorophyta; Chlorophyceae; Chlamydomonadales; Astrephomenaceae
Source: the annotation of a GenBank genome assembly